Molecule: messenger RNA, 6024 nt
Organism: Leptonychotes weddellii (Weddell seal)
Lineage: Eukaryota; Metazoa; Chordata; Mammalia; Carnivora; Phocidae
Source: RefSeq, a predicted model, not a curated record
UGAGCUGACCGUGGUCCGUGGCAUCCCUGCAGGGGGACCCAGCCCCCGUGGCUCCCUGGGGGACUCUCUGGCUUUCCUCUCCUUCCCUCCUCUGCAGGCUGAUGCUGGGCUUUAUGGGCGUCACCGCCUUCCUGUCCAUGUGGAUCAGCAACACGGCCACCACGGCCAUGAUGGUGCCCAUCGUGGAGGCCAUGCUGCAGCAGAUGGAGGCCACCAACGUGGCCACCGAGGCCAGCCUGGGGGGCCUGGAGCUGGCAGACAAGGGCAAGCCCGGUGAGCUGCCAGGGAGCCAAGCGACCUUUGAAGGCCCCCCCGAGGGGCGGCAGGCUGACCGGGACAGGAGGAGCAUGAGCAAGGCCAUGACUCUGUGCGUGUGUUACGCGGCCAGCAUCGGGGGCACUGCCACGCUGACGGGGACGGGACCCAACGUGGUGCUUCUGGGCCAGAUGCAUGAGCUGUUUCCUGCCAGCAAAGACCUGGUGAACUUCGCCUCUUGGUUUGGGUUCGCCUUCCCCAACAUGCUGGUGAUGCUGCUGCUAUCUUGGCUGUGGCUCCAGGCUGUGUACCUGAGGUUCAGUUUUAGGAAGUCCUGGGGCUGCGGGCUGGAGAGCAGGAAUCACGAGAAGGCUGCCUACCAGGUGCUGCAGGAGGAGUACAGGAAGCUGGGGCCCUUCUCGUUCGCCGAGGCCAACGUCCUGCUCUGUUUCCUCCUGCUGGUCGGCCUGUGGUUCUCCCGGGACCCCGGCUUCAUGCCCGGCUGGGUGUCGCUGGCCUGGGAGGAGGGCGAGACAAAGUACGUGUCUGAUGCCACCGUGGCCACCUUCGUGGCCACCUUGCUGUUUGUCAUGCCCUCGCAGAGGCCCCAGUUCAACUUCCGCGGCCAGACCGAGGAGGAAAGGAAAACUCCUUUUUAUCCCCCUGCGCUGCUGACCUGGAAGGUGACCCAGGAGAAAGUGCCGUGGGGCAUCGUGUUGUUGCUGGGGGGCGGCUUCGCGCUGGCCAAAGGAUGUGAGGCCUCGGGGCUGUCCGAAUGGAUGGGGAAGCAGAUGCGGCCCUUGUACUCUGUGCAUCCUGCCGCCAUUACCUUGAUCCUGUCCCUGCUUGUUGCCGUGUUCACGGAGUGCACAAGCAAUGUGGCCACCACCACCCUGUUCCUGCCCAUCUUUGCCUCCAUGUCCCGUUCCAUCGGCCUCAACCCGCUGUGUGUCAUGCUCCCCUGCACCCUGAGCGCGUCCUUUGCCUUCAUGUUACCGGCGGCCACCCCACCUAACGCCAUCGUGUUUGCCUACGGACACCUCAAGGUUUCUGACAUGGCAGCUUUGCUUCUCUUUGGCAAUGAUCUCAAAUUUCAUAGACCGUUCUGUCUCCCAGAGCUGAGAGGUGAAAACAGGACUCAUGAUGAACAUAAUUGGAGUCUUCUGUGUGUUUGUGGCGGUCAACACCUGGGGACGGGUCAUAUUUGACUUGGAUCAUUUCCCUGACUGGGCUAAUGUGACGAAUAUCGAGACUUAGGGACAGCCGCACACCACCCGCCCUCCUGAGGACCCCCGAGCCUUCCAGCACACCUUGCAGCAGAGUUUUGGGGUUCACUCCCCAAAGUGAUCCCCCAAGUGAUGCCCACACCCCCACGGAGACCCAGCCAGGCCCAGGUUCAGAGCUGGGGACGGGCAGCUGCUGGGCGGAAGUGGAGGGAGCCUCCGGAGACACCGGGGCGUCUGCUUUCCCGGGGGACCUGCCAUCCCUUCUGGGACAGGUGGGCUGCAGAGGGACCAGGACGCAGGCCGCCAGCUGGCCACCAGCUGGGCUCUGGUGUCCACUCGCUUAGUCCCAGGGUCAUCGAGGUGGGGAUCAGAUCCCAGCUUGGGACGCAGGAGAGCGUGGGCCUCCUGCAGCUCGCCUCGGCUGCCUCCGGGCUCUCCUGUUACCUGAAGGGACAACCUCACCCAGGGACACAAUGUCUGAUCCCGGGCAGCUUCCCGCCACCGAGAUCAGAGCCUCCUGGAACCAUGGGGAGAACGGUGCCGCCACUGAAGGAUGAGGAAUUUGGGCGAGAACUUCCGGCCGCCUCGGCCCACAGCUGCUGGCUAACCUGCUCCGCUCCUUACCUUGCUCCAUCUUAGCGGACAAUCUGGACCCCUUCGCUGUCCUCCCACGCACCCCCUUUGUCGUGGGCCGACGUAUGCUUGGACCCCCUGGCCGGGGCCCUCCAGCGCACCAACUUCUCCCGGGCGGCUCGGCUUCUCCGGUCACACCACACAGCUGGGGUCACACUCCAAGUACGGGCAGCGAUGGCUCCUUUGGGGCCCCCAGUGGGUAUCUGGGGCCUCUGCCACCUCCAGGUGCAGAGUGGACGCGGCUGUUACCAGCCGGGAGCAGGGGCCCGUCAGAGCUGGUCAUGGCAGAGCGUGAGUGCCCCUUUGCUGACCGGCCUUUGCAGCCGUGCUUGGUGGCAGCCAAGCUUGCUGAGAACAAGCCGCGCUCGGUGGCCCCUGAGCAUCUGAGGAUGCGGGGGCACCGCUUGCCGAGCGGCCACGGGGACCCUGUGACAGAGACGUGACAGACACCCAGCCCCACCCACCACCCACCACCCUCCUUUUCUUUGUGGGAGAGAAGCGGGGGCAGGAGCAUGUUAGGUUCAUUGACGGCAUCGUUCAGGGCAGGAGAAGGUCGGGAACUCAAGGAAAUGCUCUUGAGGACAGGGAUGUCCCCUCGAGGACCAGGGUGUCUCCGGCUCCUGGGGUGGGAGGGUUCCUGACGGCCCCACCUGUCUUCCACGGGUAGGGGCGCUGGCUCCAGCUUUCUACCCUGGCAGGGGCCUCACCACCCCCCUCCCGUCCCUGGCGCUCCCGCCGGCUCUCUCCCGGGGUCCUUGCUGCGGCCCCGUGACAUAGGCUAGUGUUGUCAUCCUCAGCUGUCUCCCGAGGACUCCGAGGCUCCAAGGGGCCAAGUCAUGCGUCCAAAGUUGUGUAUUAAGUUAGUGGCACUUAGGGCCCCAACCGGACCUUCCACCAUCGUGUCCACUGCUCCUCAUCUAGCCGUUAAGGGCCUUGGUCCCCCAGGGGCCUGCAGGGAACGGUGAGCACGUCCACCCCACGGCCUGCCUGCUCAGGGGACAGUUUCGCACGAGCUGCUUCCUCAGAGGCGGGCUCAGGACAGCGGGGGGCAUCUAGCUGGAGAGAGCCGAGGGUGGCUGCCCAUCCCCUCCAGGGCAAGCCGGGCCACUCCUGCCGUGGACGACUGAGGGUGGCCCCGGGGACCUGCGCUGCCUGCUGGUCCAGCUCCAGGACGCUGGCUGACCCAGAGCAGGCCCCCGUGCGUGCGGCCGGGAAGGAGUGAGCGAUCUGUGCGGCCGGUCGGCGCACACCCAGGGGUCGUGAGGGAGGUCACCAGGGCCAUCGGGGUGGCCAGGCUGCGGCGGGGGGGAGGUGCGGGGCUCCACCCGGCCGGCAGCAAGCUGGCCGGGGGCUUCCGGAGAGCGGGCCCCCGGGCCGAGGACUCUGACCACAGGCUGAUGCUGCACAACUUCUGAAGCCGGAGCUGCUCUGGAGUUUAGGGCCGAUCAGGACUACGUUUGGCUGCAGGUGACGGCAGCAUGAACCAGGUGGGCGUUCAAUGUCGACGGGACAGGGAGUCGGAGGGACGCGGCUGCUGGGGCCGCGGGGCUCCUGAGCGCACCACGCCUUCACGGCCGUGCCCGAGCCUCGUGCAUGCUGCACACCGCGUGUGCCCUGCAGGCAGGAGGAAGGGGCGGGACGGGGCCUGCUGCGUCCUCCCCUUUCUCAGGAGGCCGGCAGCCUGCCCUCCGCGUGUAACAGCCGCACUCAGGCGUUGACAAAGGCUAAUCCGAGCAUCAAGCGUCGUCAGCGUAUCACGAGACCAAUCAGGACCCAUCUCCUGGGCUCGGGGAAUGGGCCUGCGUUUCCUUAAACCGGGAGGUUUGCACCCGCCAGGAAGUCUGGGUUCUGGCAGGAAAACAGUGGGGGUGCUGUAGGUUGGUGAUGAACAGGGUCUGUACUCUGAGCCUUUCAGGGGCUGCCCUCCCUCCAGGCUCCUCUCUGGGCCUCAGUUUCCAUCAGGAAGGGGCCCCUGUCUGGGGCUGCUGCAGUGUGGCCCCCCGCCCCACGUGGGCUUGGCCUGGAGUCUGUUACUUGGCCCUCCUCUGGUCUUCGCCAUUUGCUGGAAAUCCUCUCAGACCUCUUCCCCGUCAACAUUUUGCCUCUUACAUUUUGUAACGAGGUUCUGCCCCAGACCCCUGUCCUCUCUUCUUAGCCCCUGGAUCAGACAUCUGGGCCCGAGGUUCGCUGAGCACACAAUUCUGACCAGGGCUGCUGUCUGAACUGGGCACCAGUGACUUACGACCCCACCAGGGCCCCGUGCCUUGCAGAGGUCUUCAUCCACGACCCCAGAACUGGGGUGUUUCCCUGUCCCGCAGAGCUGAGACCUUGCUUAGGGCAAGAUCCGAGGCUCCCUCCUCGGCAGGGCCAGUGAGCAGGUGUCUCCUCCCAUCAUGUCUCCCACGCCGGCCACUAACGGACAGCAAGAAGUCUGCUCUGGGCCCCGAGCUGGGAAGGAGCUCAGCAGCAGGUCCAGUCCUCAAAAUGAAUACAGGCAUGUCCUUGCUCGUAGAAAUAAAGACCAAAUGCGGGACCGUCUGGUUAAAAGCUGCACGAGACAGUCCUCCUCUCGGCUCCUAACCGCGUCUUCAACAUGCUCCCUCCCUCUGGUCCCACAGCCUCUUAAAAGCUGUGUCUCCCAAGCUACCAGGGAAGCUUCUUUUCAAAAUAAAAAUAAAAACAAAUAAAGUUCCUCUAAGAUCACUCCUCCACAGCACGGGAAGGGUUUCCACGUCCUUCGAUGGAAAUCUUGUCAUCAGGGUCUGAAACCCUUGCACUCAGACAGUCAGUUUUAUUUCUCUUGAUGUCCGGACUCAGGAUUCGGGUUCUCGCUUCCCUGGUCUGCUUGUCCGAACGCCCACAUCCAUCCUUGGAGACGCAGGCUGCCUCUGGCUGGCUGCCGUCCGGCACCUGCUUCUGGCUCUCGAACGAGGGUCGAGAAAUACCAGAAUUCAGUCUCAGAAUCCUGUUAUCCAAUCAGGAAAGCUUGGCUAGUUUUUGCCUUUAAGAAGUUAACAGCAAACCCAUACAAGAAACCCCCAUAGUGCAAAACAGGGUUGAGAGGUGUCCCUCCGGCACAGAUCGAGGCCUCCCACCGCCCCCACCCAGGAGGGAGUUUGCCCACAGUGUCUCCCACGACCUUCCAGAAACAUCCCCUAUAUAUAAGCUUCUGCCGUAGAUGCACGUCCUCUUCAUCACACGGGGGAGCAUCCCCACGUAGCGUGUGUCCUCGUUUCCACCCCUCCCCUUAAUUUAUUUGGAGAUCAUUCCAUUUCAGGACCUAUUAAUUGUGACUAUCUUUUCAUUCAAUAGUUGAUUUUGUUUUAAAUUGAGGUAACAUGAAAUUCGGCGAAUUGCACAGAUCUUGAGUGUACCGUUCGGUGUUUUAGACACCUGCAUGCACCUUGUAAACAACACCCCCCCUUCCAGUACCCCGCCCCUCCCCCCAGGCACGGGCCCAUUUUGCUCCUUGAACUUCAUACAAAUGGAACGUAAUGUACAUACUUGUUCGUGUCCGACAUAUUUGCUGAACAAAACACUUCUGAUAUUCAUUCCUUUGUUAUUGUUGAUGAGUGGUGCUCUGUGGUGUGAAUAGGCCACGGUUGGUUUGACCUUCGGGGUGUCCCAGUUUGGGGCUAUCGUGAAUAAAGCUGUUAAGCUCUCUGCACGAGCCUGUUUGUGGACAUGUGUUUUCGUCUCUCUCUGGUGCGUGGCCGGGAGUAAGCCCCAGCCUUCUUGGAAGCUGCGUCGUAUUCCAUCGUGAGCCCAGCUAAGAAACAAGUCCCUACUGACGGGUCCCUGCCAGUGUUUCCCUAACACUGUAAUAAACGUGUCCCUGCUUACAUCUGCGUGAACCUACGUGGGGAGAGCACUUUCCUGAAGGGUGGGCUGGAUGAAAGGCUAUGUGCAC